This is a messenger RNA of Poecilia latipinna (sailfin molly), 2723 nucleotides long. It is a transcript of the gene qars1, whose product is annotated as glutaminyl-tRNA synthetase 1. The record is from RefSeq and is a predicted model, not a curated record. Gene Ontology annotation, molecular function: ATP binding; glutamine-tRNA ligase activity. Gene Ontology annotation, biological process: glutaminyl-tRNA aminoacylation; translation. The coding region runs from base 97 to 2430 and encodes 777 amino acids. Gene Ontology annotation, cellular component: cytosol; aminoacyl-tRNA synthetase multienzyme complex; cytoplasm. NCBI's taxonomy places the organism in Eukaryota, Metazoa, Chordata, Actinopteri, Cyprinodontiformes, Poeciliidae. The transcript has 23 exons.
GUUGGACAGGAAGUCUCUCUUUCGCUCUUCCUCUGAGGAGACAGACAGUGUGCGGCGGCGUUGUGUCUGUGUGGUUCCGAUUUCUAAAGAAGACUAAUGGCUGAUACUUUGACACUUUUCACCUCGAUUGGGCUCAGCGAGCAGAAAGCGAAGGAGACACUGAAAAAUGAAGCUUUGAGUUCUGCACUAAAGGAGGGGAUUAUUCAGGCUCAGCGUGUCAAUGGGGCAAAUGGAGUGGACAAAGCCAUGGGCACUUUGCUGUACAGUAUGGCUUCUCGCCUUAAAGACAACAAACGCCUGGUAUUUCUGUCAGACUGCAUCGCUCAGAGGAAAAUCUGUACAGAACUACAGCUGGCAGCUGCUUUAGACUUUGUCAAAAGUCAUCCCGAGGAUCCCAUCAGUCAGAAAGAGUUUGAUGAAGCAUGUGGUGUAGGUGUAGUCAUAACACCGGAGCAGAUUGAGGAUGCAGUUGAGUCUGUCAUCAAGAAGCACAAGGAGCAGCUGCUGACGGAGAGGUAUCGCUUCAACAUGGGAUUGCUAAUGGGAGAAGCACGCUCAGCUCUGAAGUGGGCCGAAGGGAAGGUGAUCAAAAACGAGGUGGAUGUGCAGGUCCUGCACCUGCUGGGACCCAAGACGGAGGCGGAUCUAGAGAAGAAACCCAAGGCACAGAAAGCAAAGGUGGGAGAGAAUGACGUGAAGGCGAAGAAAGAGGAGGUGGUGUCAUUGAAUGGUGAUGGCAAUUUUGUGGAAGGAAGAUCUCUAAUGGAGCAGCUGAGAGGAGAAGCACUGAAGUUUCAUAAACCAGGAGAAAACUACAAAACCGAGGGUUAUGUUGUGACUCCAAAAACAAUGGAUCUCCUUCGGAAACACAUUGAGUUCACAGGUGGACAGAUCCGUACCCGUUUUCCACCUGAACCCAACGGUAUUCUUCACAUUGGACAUGCUAAAGCCAUUAAUUUCAACUUUGGUUACGCCAAGGCAAACAAUGGGAUUUGUUACCUAAGGUAUGAUGACACCAAUCCUGAGAAGGAGGAGGAGAAGUACUUCACUGCCAUCAAGGACAUGGUGGAGUGGCUGGGUUACACGCCGUACGACGUCACCCACGCGUCGGACAACUUCCAGAAACUCUACGACCUCGCCGUUGAUCUGAUCCGCAGGGGCCAUGCGUAUGUGUGCCAUCAGAAGGGUGAGGAGCUGAAAGGCCACAACGUUCCUCCAUCCCCAUGGAGGGACCGACCCAUCGAAGAGUCUCUGGUGUUGUUUGAGAGGAUGAAGAAGGGCAUGUUCGCCGAGGGAGAGGCCACGCUCCGGAUGAAGAUGGUCAUGGAGGAUGGGAAGAUGGAUCCUGUGGCAUAUCGAAUCAAGUACACGCCUCAUCACCGAACAGGAGACGAAUGGUGUAUCUACCCCACCUAUGACUACACCCACUGUCUGUGUGACUCUAUUGAAAACAUCACCCAUUCUCUGUGUACCAAAGAGUUUCAAGCCAGGCGUUCCUCGUAUUACUGGCUGUGUAACGCUCUGGACUUGUACUGUCCCGUUCAGUGGGAAUACGGCCGCUUGAACCUCACCUACACCGUUGUGUCGAAGAGGAAAAUUAUCAAACUUGUUGAGACUGGCGUGGUCAGAGACUGGGACGACCCCAGACUCUUCACUCUGACUGCUUUGAGGAGAAGAGGUUUCCCCUCUGAGGCCAUCAAUAACUUCUGUGCACGCGUUGGUGUAACCGUUUCCCAGACGACGACAGAACCUCAUCUGCUGGAGUCAUGUGUGAGAGACGUCCUGAAUGACACCGCUCCUCGUGCCAUGGCGGUGCUGGAACCCCUCAAGGUCACCAUAACAAACCUUCCCAAGGACACAAAGAUGGAUGUAAGGGUACCAGACUUUCCUGCCAAUGAAUCCAAAGGCGCCCACACCGUUCCAUUUACAUGCACAGUAUUCAUUGAACAGAGCGACUUCAGAGAGGUAAUGGAGAAAGGUUACAAGCGUCUGACUCCAGAACAGCCGGUUGGCUUGAGACAUGCUGGCUAUGUCAUCUCUGUCCAGAAAGUAAUCAAGGACUCUCAGGGUAAAGUGGUGGAACUGGAAGUGACCUGCUGCAGCUCAGAGACUGCAGAGAAACCAAAGGCUUUCAUCCACUGGGUCAGCCAGCCUCUGGUGUGUGAAGUGCGUCUCUAUGAAAGGCUCUUCCUGCACAAGCACCCGGAGGAUCCGUCGGAAGUGCCUGGCGGCUUCCUGAGUGACAUCAACCCUAAUUCCCUGCAGGUGAUCAGCAGUGCCUUAGUGGAUACCUCAGUGAAGGGAGCAAAAGUUUUGGAUAAAUUCCAGUUUGAGAGAGUCGGUUACUUCUCCCUGGAUCCCGACAGCUCAGCUGAUAAGCUUGUUUUUAACAGAACUGUCACACUCAAAGAAGACCCAGGGAAGAUCUGAUUGAUUUAAAAAAAAAAAAAAAAAAAGAGAGAGAAGCUGUGCUUAUUCCCCGGAGCCUUCAGAUACUCGACCACUGUGUUUGUAUCACUUAUGUUGGAACAUCUUCAAGGACACAGACAGAUCUGACUGAGACUGCUUUAAAUUGUAUGCCUUUUCUUUUUGCCUGCAACAUUUCUAAUCAGCUCUUCUCAUGUAUGUCUCAUGUGACUGGUUCGUAAAGAAAGCAGCAAACUCUGAGGCUGCUCUUUGGUCUCUUACGGCUUUACCAGUCAGUGUUAAGAGCCCCUUCAAGA